AGUGUUUUAAAAGUCUUGACUCGUUAGCCUAGGCAGAACCAGGCAUUACCCAUUGUCAAAGUGUCGAGGAGACGAGCUUAUCUACAUUCAGAACGCUGAGUAGAAGGAUCGAAUGCUACCGCUUCAGCUUGUACUGCGCCCAGAGCGAAAUGAUUGCGCCUGGCCCAGUCCACCACGGAUUCAUGCUAGAAAGAGUCGGUCGAUCCUCACUCGCCGUGUCUCGAACCGAGCACCGUUAGUGUGCUCCGUGCAGCAAUCCUACUUGUCCCCACCGACACCCAAGACAUUUCGUCGUCGAUCUCGCCACCUAGCGAUUUCCCAAAGCUCAUGGGCGACGCGAGAUGGCUUGAAUGCCUUCAUUCACUACUGGUCGACUGUGGUCAAGACAGUCGUUUCGACAACUACAGCCAUAGCCCAAUCUUUAUAUGAAACUGCGUCGACGACGCUCCAGAAUUGGUGGAAUGGAAAGCAAGAAGGCGACGUUAUCUCGUUGGAGGCGGUCGAACGAGAGUCCUCAACGCAGGAUCUCAAUGACAUUUUGGAGGAAAACAACCGUCUCAAGCGUAUGAUAAAGUUCGCAGUAAGUUCACAUGCCAUCAUGAAUGAGGCUACUAGCAUUCUUGAAGAUGGUGCCGAUCUCUGCGUAAAACGAGCUGGGGAUGUUGUGGAUAUCAAAGUUCAUGAAGUGCAGGAGCGUGAUGCCUUAACACUUCAACUUGAGGAGCUUCAAGAGCAGCUCGAGGACAAGGACCAAGAGAUCGAACGAUUGCGUGACGGAUACGUGUGGGCGACAGAGAAUCUGAAUACCAAGGAAGACGAGAUCUGCGAGUUGCAUGAGAGACUGGAGCACUACGAGACACUACUGAAAUCAGCAAAAGUUGUGUAAUAUGCAUCAUGUAUCAAUUUUCUGGCUA
Phytophthora nicotianae INRA-310 is the source of this 914-nucleotide messenger RNA. RefSeq lists its product as hypothetical. The transcript is spliced from 2 exons. The record is from RefSeq and is a predicted model, not a curated record. Bases 113 to 886 code for a protein of 257 amino acids. NCBI's taxonomy places the organism in Eukaryota, Oomycota, Peronosporomycetes, Peronosporales, Peronosporaceae.